AUGGCCUCGCUCCUCAAGAAAGCUUUCGGCCUAAGCGGAGUCGAUGGCAAUCCCUCCAACCAACCACCGCUUCACGGUCUCCGCGUAGUCGAAUUCGCCGGCCUUGCUCCCGGGCCUUUGGUAGGCCUCAUUCUGGCAGACUUUGGUGCAGACGUCAUCCGAAUCGACAAAGUGGGAGCCUCGAUCAACCCUGACGGGCUUGCGAGGGGCAAGCGCUCCAUCUCCGUUGACCCAAAGACGGCUGACGGACUCGAGACACUGAGGAGGUUGGUCGAAAAGGCCGACGUGGUUAUUGACCCGUUUAGGCCAGGCGUGUUGGAAAGGUUGGGUUUGGGGCCGGAGGAGGCUGCAAGAAGCAAUGAGAGGGUCAUCUUUGCGAGAUUGACAGGAUUUCAGAGGCAGGGCCCGUACGCUAACAUGGCCGGCCACGACAUCAACUACAUUGCAUUGAGCGGUCUGCUCUCGAUGCUGGGUAGCUCCGGUGGUGCACCACAGCCGCCCGUCAACAUCUUGGGCGACUUCGCCGGCGGCUCUCUUAUUUGCGUGCUUGGCAUCCUCCUCGCCCUUGUGGAGCGCGCUCGCUCCGGCAAGGGCCAGGUAGUCGAAGCCGACAUGGUCACUGGCGCACGCUACGUGUCGACCUUCUUGCUGCUUUCGAGCUAUCUGGAGCAUCCAGAGUGGGGAAAGAUCUUGGGCGAUGGCACAAAUGAGACAAGGGGCAGCGGGAUGCUCGAUGGUGGGGCGCCGUGGUAUGGGGUGUACCGCACCAUGGACGACGGGUGGAUGAGUGUCGGGGCUAUCGAGCCGCAAUUCUAUGCUGAGCUGCUCAGACUCCUCAAGGAGAGCUCCAGCAGAGAGGCGGGGCUGCAGCAUCCCUCGGCGAAGAAGCAGCACGACAAGAGCCUUUGGCCGUCAUUACGGGAGUACUUCACCUUGGCGUUUGCCUCCAAGACUCGGGCAGAGUGGGAGAAGAUCUUCCUUGGCACGGACGCAUGUUGCGUGCCUGUACUUACCCGCGAUGAGGCUGCGGUCAGCGGUAUCACUCCGGGGCUGUCGCGCGAGGCAAUUGUUGAGGACGGCGACACGGCUGUCCCUUCGCCUGCGCCUGUGCUGACGCGUACGCCAGCAAGGGUAGCCGCUGGCAGUCCCCACGCUGCUCCCGAUGCAGAUGGCUACGAGCCGCUUCUGACUCCGGGCGAGCACUCUUUGGCUGUAUUACGCGAGUGGCUGGGCACGUCAGACGACGAGGCGAGAAAGCUGGCGAGGGACAGGUCGGUAGGCGGCAGUGAGCUCGAUGACCUGGAGCCGGAAGCGACGGCGGGCAAGGCGAAGCUGUGA
Jaminaea rosea is the source of this 1338-nucleotide messenger RNA. Its product is annotated as CoA-transferase family III. Gene Ontology annotation, molecular function: catalytic activity. The record is from RefSeq and is a predicted model, not a curated record. NCBI's taxonomy places the organism in Eukaryota, Fungi, Basidiomycota, Exobasidiomycetes, Microstromatales. The coding region runs from base 1 to 1338 and encodes 445 amino acids. The transcript has 2 exons.